GCAAUUUGGCACAGACUGACGGGCCCCCGAUAAAUAGGGAGUUCCUGCCCUCACUUACCAAUUCUGACAGGACUUUACUCCGAGCUGACCGGCACCAGGAGCUAUGGAGAAAAAACAAGCCAACAGUGGAAUACCGUCUGCUUUUGCUGGAGACAACUCGACCCAGCAGUCCAAUUUGUGGAGACCUUGGAAAGGAAAUGAGGGCGAAGCGACCCCAUUGACACCUCGUGCAUUGCAGCAGGACCUCUCCAUUUCAAAACAGUCCAAAGCUCCCCAAGUCAUCCAUCCAGUGAGGUUGUUCUGGCCGAAGUCGAGGUGUUUCGAUUAUCUGUAUCGGGACGCAGAGAUGCUGCUUCGGAACUAUCCCAUCCAAGCGACCAUCUGCCCCUAUGAAGAUUCCAGCAGCGACGAAGAAGGCGAAGAUGAAGAAGAUAUGGAAAAGCAGCAGAACUAA
Messenger RNA from Menidia menidia (Atlantic silverside), 454 nucleotides. The record is from the annotation of a GenBank genome assembly. Lineage: Eukaryota; Metazoa; Chordata; Actinopteri; Atheriniformes; Atherinopsidae.